Messenger RNA from Prunus armeniaca (apricot), 618 nucleotides. The record is from the annotation of a GenBank genome assembly. NCBI's taxonomy places the organism in Eukaryota, Viridiplantae, Streptophyta, Magnoliopsida, Rosales, Rosaceae.
AUGGCGCUGCUGGGAGCAAGAGGAAGUGGGCUGGUGCUGCCAAAGCCGGUGACUUUUGUGACUGGCAACGCUAAGAAACUCGAAGAAGUUCGUGCCAUCUUGGGCUCCUCCAUCCCCUUUCAAUCCCUCAGGCUUGACCUGCCAGAAUUGCAAGGCGAACCGGAGGAAAUCUCCAAAGAAAAGGCUAAGUUGGCUGCUCUUCAGGUAAAUGGUCCUGUUCUUGUGGAAGACACUUGCCUCUGCUUCAAUGCCCUCAAAGGUCUACCUGGACCUUACAUCAAGUGGUUCCUGCAGAAGCUUGGACAUGAAGGUCUCUACAAUUUGUUGAUGGCAUAUGAGGAUAAGUCAGCUUAUGCAUUGUGUUCCUUCUCUUUUGCCACUGGACCUAGCGUUGAGCCUAUUACAUUCCUGGGUAAAACUCCGGGGAAAAUAGUUCCGGCAAGGGGACCGACCGAUUUUGGAUGGGAUGCAAUGUUCCAACCUGAUGGUUACGACCAAACUUAUGCCGAGAUGCCGAAGGAAGAAAAGAACAAGAUUUCUCAUCGCUCCAGAGCUCUUGCACUGGUGAAGUCUCACUUUGCUGAAGCUGAGUACACUUUCCAGACUAACUCUCUGUAA